AUGAACAUGGUCUGGAACUACGACACCACCAACCUGUGCAUCCUCAGCUCCUCGUGGCGAAUCACCACCCCCUUCUCCCUCUACCUCUCGCUCUCCAUCAUCGCUCUCUCCGCCAUCCUGUACGAAUACCUCCGUCUGUACAUCCGACGACUCGACUCGAAACUCGCCCGUUCCUCCAUCAACUCUCUGUCCCCAACGCAUCGACGUCGUGCAUCUCUUCUCCCCACAUCUUCAUCCCCCAGCAACAGCAGCGGUGGUGGCAGUUCGGGGAUAUCCGACCGUCGUGCUAAACGUCGUUCCUCCAACAGCAGCGAUUCCCUCGCAAAUGGCAGGGAUCGAUGGGUGAAACCACUAGAGACAACGAGGAGAAUGCAGAUAUGGAGGUCGACGCUGUACGCCACUUCGAUGGGCGUCAGCUUUCUGUUGAUGUUGAUCAGUAUGACUUUCAACGCCUAUGUCAUCGGUGCGAUCGUCUUUGGUAAGUUCAUUUGUCGACACACGAUUGAUGGAAGAGAGGAUGAUGUAACUGACACCCAAGGGUAUGAUGUUUUGUUCGUGGGGAAUGACAGUCGUAUCGAAACACUCUUCCCUCACUUGCAGUCUGAUCCCACGCGCCUUCGACAGACAUGA
This is a messenger RNA of Pseudozyma hubeiensis SY62, 630 nucleotides long. RefSeq names its product Ctr copper transporter. Bases 1 to 630 code for a protein of 209 amino acids. Gene Ontology annotation, biological process: copper ion transmembrane transport. Gene Ontology annotation, molecular function: copper ion transmembrane transporter activity. The transcript is spliced from 2 exons. Gene Ontology annotation, cellular component: membrane. The record is from RefSeq and is a predicted model, not a curated record. Lineage: Eukaryota; Fungi; Basidiomycota; Ustilaginomycetes; Ustilaginales; Ustilaginaceae.